Molecule: messenger RNA, 803 nt
Organism: Aspergillus glaucus CBS 516.65
Lineage: Eukaryota; Fungi; Ascomycota; Eurotiomycetes; Eurotiales; Aspergillaceae
Exons: 1
Coding region: 439-792 (117 amino acids)
Source: RefSeq, a predicted model, not a curated record
GACUGAGCCUGGGGAUAGAAUCGCUGAUGAACCUGCUCUACAGGGUGAGCCAGCCCACACCCAGGGGGCAUGCCGCUGGGGGAGAAGGAGGGGGGUAGUGUAAAGGGCUAGACCCUACUGGGUGCCUCGAGACGUCAAGACGUCUCUCAGAUCGAAACUAUUCAGGAAGUGGGUCAUGGACGAACGAGACCACGUGAUCAUCUGGCCAUGAAAGUAGGUAUGUGUGUGUGUGUGUGUGUAUUCGGAGAACCAUGUAUGCUGCAGCACUACCACCGAAAAAUCGCGACCAUCUGCUCGCGAUCCCCCUGACGACGAUCGAGCAUAAUACUGCCGCCCCCCAGAUUCCCCCAAAGCCAGCUGGACUUGGAGCUACAAAGCCACAUCUCAGCGGCAGUAGCUUCGCGCACAGCGCAGAUAAAGUCCACAGGAGAUGAAGUCAUGGAGCUUGUCUCUACAGUCAACCAAAAAAUCGCCUACUGGGAAAAGAAAAGCCUCAAAGGAGCUGCCUCCCUGGGCAAAGACAUCAGAACCCUGGUCCUCAACUUCAGCAAGAACCUGGUGACUGGACACCUUGUUGAAGCAGAGGAGAAUCACCAACCCCCUCCCUCUGAAAACAACAACUAUGCUGAAGCUGCUAAGAAAACACCCAAUGCCCCCAAGGCACACCCCAAAAUACCUAAGACUCCUUAUAAAGCAUUGCAACAGGAAAAGCCCCCCCCUGCAUCUUCCUACACCUCCCUGAGAAUCACCCAGCCCGCCGAGCUAGCCCACACGCCACCAUGGACAUCUUGAGGAAACACUUG